This is a messenger RNA of Nelumbo nucifera (sacred lotus), 1098 nucleotides long. Its product is annotated as glutathione S-transferase F13-like. Gene Ontology annotation, molecular function: glutathione binding; glutathione transferase activity. NCBI's taxonomy places the organism in Eukaryota, Viridiplantae, Streptophyta, Magnoliopsida, Proteales, Nelumbonaceae. Gene Ontology annotation, biological process: glutathione metabolic process. The record is from RefSeq and is a predicted model, not a curated record. Gene Ontology annotation, cellular component: cytoplasm.
AAGAUGAAGUUGUGGAGGAGGAGUUGGUAAAUCUGGGGGAGAAGAAAAACUCGGUUAAUUACUUGUUUCUCUCUCUAUAUAUAGGAAGUUAAAGACAGAGAACUGUAGAGCAGCUUAAUUACAGAAAGAUCAAGAGCUAGCCAUCGUCAGAAUAGGUUGCCAGUAGUAAGUGAGACUGUGAGAGUGCAUUUCGCCGAGCCUCUUGUAUUCUAUCUGUUUGCUGAAAUAUCAAAGAGUAUCAAUGGCGCUCAAGUUAUAUGGACUUCCCAUGUCCAGCUACACCACCCGUGUAAUGACGUGCCUUCAUGAGAAAGCUGUCGACUUCGAGUUCGUCCCUGUAAAUCUCUUCACCUGCGAACACAAAGAGCCUCCUUUCCUCGCCAAGAACCCAUUUGGUCUGAUUCCGGUGCUAGAAGACGGCGAUCUCACACUGUUUGAAUCUCGGGCAAUAAACUCAUAUGUGGCCCACAAGUACAAGGAUAGCGGCACUGAUCUCCUGAGGCUCAGCGAUAUCAAGGAGGCAGCUGCUGUUGGAGUGUGGAUGGAAGUGGAAUCCCAGCAAUUCAACCCAGCAAUCACCCCCAUCAUUUACGAGUUCUUUGUAGCUCCGAUCAGCGGCAAGACUCCUGAUCAGGCCAUCAUCGAUGCCAGUGCGGAGAAGCUUGGGAAAGUGCUGGACAUAUACGAGGCCAGGCUGAGCAGCACCAAAUACCUGGCCGGAGAUUCCUACACUCUGGCCGACCUGCAUCACCUGCCCUACACCUUCUAUCUAAUGAAGACUCCCUGGGCUUCACUCAUCGAGUCUCGUCCCCAUGUCAAGGCAUGGUGGGAAGACAUAUCCUCAAGGCCAGCGUUCAAGAAAGUUGCCGAGGGCAUGAAAUUUGGGGAGGAGUGAAUAUUAUUUGUAGCUCGUUCAUUUUGUAUUUCAAUGGUUCUCUGGGCUAGACUAGAAUUUCUGCUUAAUUACUCAAGUAAAGGAUCCAGGUUCUAUGGGUGGCUUUACCAUGUAAUCGAGCCCAUUUUUGCUACAAGUUUAAAAAUAAUUCCAACUAGGGCCAACAGAAAGAAUAUCCACUCACAUUGAAUAGUUGACGCAUA